AUGGAGUAUGCUGCGGUCGAGAUUGGCCCUUCCGGGUCGCUCUUAUACCGAAAAUUCCUCCUGAACGGGGCGCGACUCGCUGUCCCGCCGCCAAACCCGUCGCCGGGUAACAGCGCUUCGGCAGCGCCGCCAUUUGCCGCGCCGCAGACUCCCAAGGGUAGUUCGAAGUCGAAGUUCGGGAGGUUCGCUUCUCCGCUUUCGCCGCGGCCAUCGCCGCCACCGGCGGCAGCAGCAGCGGCGCAAGACCUCGUCGUCGUCCCCCUUUCCCCAUGGCACCAGGUCCCGCUGCGCCUCUCCUCCUCCGCCGCCGCCGAUGCUGCCAAUGCCGCCACUUUGACGACGGCGCAAAGAGGGUUCGAUAGAAGUCAAGAUGGUAAAACGCCGAGAAUAGACAAAAGUAUCUUGAAUUCAGCAAGAGUUACUCUCUUCCCCGCGCUUCGCGCAGCAGCGGACGCAGGCGGCUCCGCGGUUUUGAAUAGCUCCUCCGCCGCCUCCUCCGCUGCUUCCGCACCACCCGCGGAUGACGGCGGCGAUUUUUUCCGCAUGGUUUGCGCCGUUCCGCGCGGCACGUGGGCGCAGGUGGAGCUGGCGGUGGCGGAGCCUCCGCAUCAUCCGCUGCGAAUCCGCGUGAGGAGGGAGAAGGGGGAGGAGGAGGGGGAGGAGAAGGAGAAGGAGGAGGAGGAGGAGGAGGAGGAGGAGGAGGAGGAGGAGGAGGAGGAGGAGGAGGAGGAGGAGGAGGAGGAGGAGGAGGAGGAGGAGGAGGAGGAGGAGGAGGAGGGAGGAGAAGGGGAGGAGAGGGGGAGAGGGGGUGGAUUUCCUUUUAAAUUGCGGGGCAGUGGGAAGGAGGGAAAGGAGGGAAAGGAGGGAAAGGAGGAAACGGAAGAGAAGGAGGAGGAGGAGAGAAAGGGGAACAGGGAGGGGGAGGAGGAGAGGAUGGAGGAGGAGCGAGGGAGGAGUGGAAGGAGAGAGGGAGACGAAAAGGUGAUGCGGAUUGUCAAAAGUAACUCUAGUGGUGAGGAGAAAGCGAAGAAAGGGAUGCUACGGAAGCUGUUUAAAAAGGGGACAAAACGAUUUGAUAAAUCCUUUGGUGAUAGUGAUGGGGAUAGUGAUAAGGUUGACAGUGGUGAGUAUGAGGAGGAGUGCUCAUAUAGCGAGGAGGAAGUGAGGGAGGAGGGAGUGGGAGCGGAGGGAGUGAGAGGGGAGAAGGAUGAGAGGAAUAUGAACCAGCUGAUUCCCCCUUAUCUCGCCUCUCCUCCCCUCUCUCUUCCCCUCUCGCCUCCCCUCUCGAUUCCCCUCUCUCCUCCCCUCUCGGCUCCUCCCUCCUUUCCACUCUUCCCCAUUCCACUUGCUUUCGACCGGGUGCUCUCUCCCCUCCAUCCCCUCCCGUUGCCAAGGCUGAUAGCAGCAGCAUUCCCGUUAGUAGCACACUCAAUAGCGGCAGUGUAA
Molecule: messenger RNA, 1446 nt
Organism: Closterium sp. Naga37s-1
Lineage: Eukaryota; Viridiplantae; Streptophyta; Zygnematophyceae; Desmidiales; Closteriaceae
Source: the annotation of a GenBank genome assembly